UUGACAGGGUCAACAAUAUGGCGCUGUCCAUGGAUUACAGAAAUGCUUCAUUUGCUGGUUGAUGUGUAUUUUUCAUUUAAAUGCUUUAUAAGUUUGGUAGUACAUUUAACAAACUGUGAAGCAGCGUCGGUUUCUGAAUUAUCAGUUCAUUUCUAUCGUACUUUUCAGUUGACUUAAAAACCUAAAGGACCUCUGUUAACGCUUGGACAGCAACCAUGUCUGGGCCAAAUGUCUGGAGUCGCAGUCGAGAGAAAAUGAGACUUUUCCCCGAACUUUUUGCACAGUGUGCAGGAGAGGCAGCCGUGUAUGGGAAGUGUGUGGCAGCUACCACUACAGGCAGACAGGAGCUGAGGAAGGACCUGUGUGCCAAGGAAUUUGAAGCACUAAAGACCUGCUUUACAAGUGCAGUAAGUGAGAGGGCCAAGAAAAGAGCCAAAUGAAGCUGUCCUGGCUUUGUUAGAGCGGACCUACCUCGACCGUCAAAUCAGCUGUUCAGUGCUGAGGGAGAAGACAUGUUCCGAGUGUUGUUUGACUUGUGGUGCUGGAAGAAUAUUAUUUAAUCUUGAUGAUUACAUAGCACUUCUUCUGCUUGGCACUGUAAAUUAACUAAAUGUGUGUGGUGUGUUGAAAAAUCAGUUGACACUUUUUUUACAUUGUUGAAAUGGAGCCAUGUCGUACUGCUACAUUCUUUAAUAUGAAAAACUGAUACAGUUCUGUAAUAUACAGCGGUGAAUAAAACAUUGCUGAUA
Siniperca chuatsi (mandarin fish) is the source of this 749-nucleotide messenger RNA. RefSeq names its product NADH:ubiquinone oxidoreductase complex assembly factor 8 (gene ndufaf8). The transcript has 3 exons. Lineage: Eukaryota; Metazoa; Chordata; Actinopteri; Centrarchiformes; Sinipercidae. Gene Ontology annotation, biological process: mitochondrial respiratory chain complex I assembly. Gene Ontology annotation, cellular component: mitochondrion. Bases 216 to 440 code for a protein of 74 amino acids. The record is from RefSeq and is a predicted model, not a curated record.